Messenger RNA from Meira miltonrushii, 391 nucleotides. RefSeq lists its product as uncharacterized. The transcript has a single exon. Lineage: Eukaryota; Fungi; Basidiomycota; Exobasidiomycetes; Exobasidiales; Brachybasidiaceae. Bases 108 to 332 code for a protein of 74 amino acids. The record is from RefSeq and is a predicted model, not a curated record.
UUUAGACAGUUAUAGUGCUUAUGCAAUUCUAUGCAGGUACGACUUGUUUUGACUGAAAGUGGCUUGCAUACAUUUGCUGCGCCCAAGAAGCAUGUACACAUUUCGAUAUGCACUUACUUCAUUAUCCUACGGCCAUUGAAGGUAAGCAGGAACUUGCAUUUAGUGGCUUUUUUCGUCUUACAUAUACCAUAUCAUCUCCUCAUCUUCGCGUAAAUAGCCGUGAUUUGUACAUCUAUACAUGUGUAUAUAUACAUAUACAUUGUAUGAUGACCAUCUUUUACGCCACACGGUGUGUUUAUACAAUGAAAACAUAUGUAAUCAGUUUUCCGUAACUCGAUCGAUCUAUAGAAUAACAUGUAAGAGCAAUGUAAUGCUAUGCUAUGUGUAAAGC